This is a messenger RNA of Acanthopagrus latus (yellowfin seabream), 1462 nucleotides long. It is a transcript of the gene lyar, whose product is annotated as Ly1 antibody reactive homolog (mouse). The record is from RefSeq and is a predicted model, not a curated record. Gene Ontology annotation, cellular component: nucleolus. The transcript is spliced from 8 exons. Gene Ontology annotation, biological process: negative regulation of transcription by RNA polymerase II; rRNA processing. Gene Ontology annotation, molecular function: DNA binding. Lineage: Eukaryota; Metazoa; Chordata; Actinopteri; Spariformes; Sparidae. Bases 285 to 1319 code for a protein of 344 amino acids.
UGGUCACGUGUGUUUUGAAAAAGUUAACACGCAUGGAAAAUCCGAACGAGUGAAACGCCGCGGCUAGCAGCCUUUAAACGCUUUGGUAGCCCUUCACCUCCUCCAUAUCACAGUUACUAGCUCUGUGUCAGGUUAGCUAGCUUUGUUUUGGCGAACAUUAGCUCGCAGCAGCGCUUUCGCAUCAGAAUUAAACCAAUUUCAGUUGAGUUGCCAUAGGGACUUGUCGGCACGCAAGGCGACCCGCCUGAAUCAAAGUUAUCGUUACAGCAGACGUGUCGUUAAAAAUGGUGUUCUUCACCUGCAACGGUUGUGGUGAAUCGCUGAAAAAAGCCCAGGUGGAUAAACAUGUGAACAUGUGCCGGGGCUGCCAGGUGCUGUCCUGCAUCGAUUGUGGAAAAGACUUCUGGGGCGAUGACUACAAGAACCACGUUAAAUGUAUCAGCGAGGAUCAGAAGUAUGGAGGCAAAGGCUACGAGGCUAAGGCGAACAAAGGAGAUGUUAAACAGCAGCAGUGGCUCCAGAGAGUCCAUGAAGCCAUGAACAAACCUGGAGUCGGUGCGAAGCUCAAGGAUGUGCUCAGACAAGUCAGCUUAUACGACAACGUCCCAAGAAAGAAGGCAAAGUUUCAGAACUGGAUGAGAAACAGUCUUAAAAUAUCAAACACCAGUCUUCAUGAUGAAGUGUGGGACAUCAUAAAUGCGGCUGACAAUGCUCCUGAACCCCCUCAGGAGACUAAAGAAGCCAAACAGACAGUAGCUGAAGUAAAGGUGGACACUAACGGGAAUGAGAACCAGAAUGUCCAUCCAGAUGUUGAGGAGAAGAAGAAGAAGCUGAACAAACGAGAGCGUAAAGAGGCCCGUCAGCAGAAGAACGGGAAGGCUGCGAAAGGUGCUGAAAAGACAGUUGCUCAAGAGCCAGAGGAAGAGCAGUUGGGCAAAAAGAAAAAGAAAGACAGGAAGAGGAAGCAUGAGGAAGAUGGCGAUGAGGAGCAGAAUGGGCACAGUGCUGAAAAUGAGACAUCUGGCAAGAAAAAAAAGACAGAUGACCAAGCAGCAGAGGAGUCAGAGGAGACUGAGGAUCAAGCCGUUCCUAAAGGCAAAUUCAACUGGAAGGGAACUAUCAAGGCAGUGCUGAGAGCAUCGCCUGACCAGGAACUGCCAGUAAAGAAACUCAGGAAGAAGGUGGUGGCAGCAUACUACUCUUUCACAGGGGAUGGAAAUUUUAAAACGGAGGAAGAUGUGUUAGCACUUUUCAACAAGAAGAUCAGCAACAAUCCCAAAUUCAAAGUUUUGAAGGACCGAGUUAGAUUUGUAAAGUAGAUAUGUUUAUCUCAUCCGUCUCGCAUGAAAUGUGUUUUGUUGAUAGACUUUUAAAAUGUGAUGAUCACUGUUGUCUGUUUCCUCCCAUGGAUGUUUUUGUACAGGUGACAUAAUCUCAAAGAUUAAAUGAUUUUAUUACUGAA